Sparassis crispa is the source of this 1248-nucleotide messenger RNA. RefSeq lists its product as hypothetical. Gene Ontology annotation, molecular function: RNA polymerase II cis-regulatory region sequence-specific DNA binding; bent DNA binding; core promoter sequence-specific DNA binding. The transcript has 6 exons. Gene Ontology annotation, biological process: snRNA transcription by RNA polymerase III; snRNA transcription by RNA polymerase II. The record is from RefSeq and is a predicted model, not a curated record. Gene Ontology annotation, cellular component: snRNA-activating protein complex. Lineage: Eukaryota; Fungi; Basidiomycota; Agaricomycetes; Polyporales; Sparassidaceae. Bases 1 to 1248 code for a protein of 415 amino acids.
AUGAAUCUCGGCCAAGGUCAAGCGCACGAAUCUCUGUUCGGACCUCCUUCGGAGUACAUAUCUCUCUCGGACUUCGUUCAGUCCGCUGCGCUGCGCGAACAGGAACAGCCACCAUGUCAGCUGUUCGCUCCCUCUUCUUCCGGGGUCGCGAAACAGGCAUGGGCGAAUCUUUCGUCUGAUGAGCAGGCUGCGAUAACCGCGGAGUGUAGUGUCACCGACCUCCAAAACACUCUGCUCGAUGUGUACAAUAAUCCGCGUCUCGUGGCCCACGUAACCAAGUCUCACGAUGUUGACGUCCAUGCGAUAUACGAAACUGCCGAUAUGUCGAAUCGGAGGAAGAGGAAACGGACGGCAGUCACGGAACCGGCUGAGGAGCAUCCUGAGGUCACGGCCUUGAGGAUGAAGAUGGAUGUCAUUCAGCUCAAGAGCUGGCCACUGACGAUCAAUGCUGCGUCGUUCAUUAGACCACCCAAGCAUUCUGAUCACAACACACUGAUUUGUACGAAAGAGUUCGCCGUGGGUAGCAGCUCUGCGGACACGCGUGAAGCAUUGGUGUUCGUCACGAUCUACAACAGGAUUCCUUGGGGAAACCGCCUUCAUUCCCGUUCCUCGCAGCAUGUCCUGUUGUCGUCACAGACCAUCGGCGACCUAUUUGACGUCAUUCCUUGCUGGUCAAGUGAGAUCCCAAAGGAGUGUGUAGGCGACGACGGCGGAAUCGCUGGCUACGAAACAUCAGCGGAUACGGACGAAAGCACCGGUUGUGUGAUUUGCAUCGACGGUGUUGCAUACGGAGACGGUCAGAGUGCAGAGGAUUAUUCCGACAAACUCGUUGCGAUGGUGAAUGCAUCGCAGGAGGAGGGUGAUGAUAGCGAACCACGCCUGAAAAGGGGUCCCACCAUGCACGAUACAUCGUUCAGGUCCCUGUCCCUCCGAUUGCAUGAGCCUUACUGGCUGCUGCACGCAGGCAACUGCGAACAUUUGGUGGUCGUGGACGAGAUCCGACUGCACCAUCCUUCUGACCCUCCCCACGCGGCGUUUCCUCUUACCACACAAAUCACACCGCCUUUGCUGGACAUCUGCCGAGCGUGCAACAAGGUGCCCGCGGUAUUUGCCAUCGUCGGUGACGUGCGACUCGGGGAGAGCCCUUUCGUUAUUUGCGGGCCGUGCUGGAGGUGGAUGGGAGAGCGAAAGGACGCGGGGGUUGUCGUGGUAACUCUGCCGAGGCAAGAACAUGCAUGGGACGGGUGA